AUGUGCUGUGCUACCUUAAGUGAACAACUCCAGCACUCACGCAAGUGGUACGACGUUGGCCUGAGAGCUGACGAUCUCCAGGUGCAUAUGAGAACACACUACAAACAGAGCAAGUGUGUCUGUACAGAGUGUGGGAUUGGUUUCUCCACACCAGAUAAACUCGCCAAACACACACGGAGUCACGACGUGAAUACAGACACCCCAUGCGAUACAUGCGAAAAAUCUUUUGUCAGCAAACUACAGUACCACGACCACUGUGGUCAUGAGCACGGCCAACAGUUCCCAUGCAAGCUGUGUGGCAAAUUCAAGGACUCCAAAUACUGGCUUGAGAAACACUAG
This is a messenger RNA of Mizuhopecten yessoensis (Yesso scallop), 339 nucleotides long. RefSeq names its product gastrula zinc finger protein XlCGF29.1-like. The record is from RefSeq and is a predicted model, not a curated record. NCBI's taxonomy places the organism in Eukaryota, Metazoa, Mollusca, Bivalvia, Pectinida, Pectinidae. The transcript has 2 exons. The coding region runs from base 1 to 339 and encodes 112 amino acids.